Fusarium verticillioides 7600 is the source of this 671-nucleotide messenger RNA. RefSeq lists its product as hypothetical. The record is from RefSeq and is a predicted model, not a curated record. Gene Ontology annotation, cellular component: anaphase-promoting complex. Bases 177 to 488 code for a protein of 103 amino acids. Gene Ontology annotation, biological process: positive regulation of mitotic metaphase/anaphase transition. The transcript has 2 exons. Lineage: Eukaryota; Fungi; Ascomycota; Sordariomycetes; Hypocreales; Nectriaceae.
CUGAGUUUUCUUUCCUCCUGUAGCUAGGUACUGGACCGUAAGGUACCUUACUGAGUCCAACUGCCAGAGCUCUCACUACGGCCCCACACCCCGCCAUCCGUCCCGCUGUGGAAACCAACCGAUCCUCAACAUCAACAAAUAAACCAUUCAAGAUACCUACGUUUACAUCCUUCAAAAUGAACAAAGACUCAUCCUUCACGUUCGUUCACAUGCACCGCUCCCGCGACGCAGACCUCUUCGAGGACUUCUGCAAGGACAAGCUCCCCGAUGACGAGAUCUACGUUCCACCUGUCCACCAGCCCAUCAACCCGGAAGACGAAGACGAUGUUGUCCCGGACCAACAUGCCGCUUUUGGAAUUCAGCGCGCUACGCAAAAGUCAAAGGAACCUGCCUGGAAGGACCUGGGUCUUUCGCAGCUCAUGAACAAGGGUCCUAGUAUUGGAACUGGUGGAAAGCCGAAGGGCUCUGGAAGUGCUCUGCCGCGAUGAAUGGGAUGCAUCCUGUUGUUUUUGCUGUUUUGAGCAAGGCGUUGGGCGUAGCAUGACUAUAAAGAAGCAGCGUGUCAGAAUGGUUCAAUAUUAAAUAAGGCAUGAUAUCACAUCGCCAAAGACACAAUUCGUCUCUAUCAAACCCAACCCAUCGUAAAAACUCCAAAACUCCAUCCCCACCAC